Molecule: messenger RNA, 4029 nt
Organism: Debaryomyces hansenii CBS767
Lineage: Eukaryota; Fungi; Ascomycota; Pichiomycetes; Serinales; Debaryomycetaceae
Product: DNA-directed DNA polymerase gamma
Exons: 1
Coding region: 1-4029 (1342 amino acids)
Biological process (GO): mitochondrial DNA replication
Cellular component (GO): mitochondrion; gamma DNA polymerase complex
Molecular function (GO): DNA binding; 3'-5' exonuclease activity; DNA-directed DNA polymerase activity
Source: RefSeq, a predicted model, not a curated record
AUGAUUCUACAUAAACAAGCAUUUUCAUACAGUAAAAAUGUUGUACGAAUAUGGGGUCGAUCUCUAAAGAGUCUGGCAAAAACCAGAGAUCAAUUCAAGGAAGCGCCCAGGAUAAAUCCAGUUGGCGUACAGUACUUGAGUGAAGAGUUGCAUAAGAAACUAUUUCCAAAGACUAAGAGUACCGAUUACUUGAAGCCAAAAAACCCAGCUCUUUUGGAGCUUGCGAAGGAGCAUUUGAGGUAUAAUGAAUUACUCGGUAAGAAAACAGAGAUCGUAGAGCCCAUCAACAUAGACAAUUUUCCAGAUUUGGAGGGGAAGAACACCCUAGAUGAACAUUUUUAUAGAAUAGGGACAGAGGCGUCGCAGCCAUACUUGUCGAUAGCAGAAAGCUUUCUAUCGCCAGAUAUGCAAUUACCCACGAAGCCAAAGCCUUCGGAAUGGUUGUUUAAAAGUGGAUGGGUACGAUACGCUGAGGGAGAAGCUCCCAAGGAAGUACCGCACCCGUUGGAAGAUGAAUUAGUAUUUGAUGUUGAAGUCAUAUACAAAAAGUCACCUUAUGCCGCAUUGGCUACUUGUGUAUCAUCCAAGGCCUGGUACGGAUGGGUGUCUCCAUACCUUACGAACUAUUGUGAAAAUAAAAAGUAUAACGACUGGGAACAUUUAAUGCCAAUGGAUUGUUUGAACAAUCCUAAAUUAAUAAUUGGGUACAAUGUUAGUUAUGAUCGAGCACGGGUAUUAGAUGAAUAUAAUAUCAAGCAGUCUAAGGGUUUUUUCUUAGAUGGUAUGGCCCUACAUGUCGCCAUAAGUGGAAUAUGUUCUCAACAAAGACCCACCUGGCAAAAACAUAAAAAAAGCAAAUCUCAGCUUGAUUCAUCUAAAGAUGAAUCUCCAGCGAUAGAAUCUGAUAUAGAUUAUUUCGAUAAGAAACUAUCGGCCGUUGAAAUAGCGAAUGAGCUAUUAGACGAUCCAUGGUUGAACAAAGGUUCUCCAAAUUCUUUAGCAAAUGUGGCAGAUUUUCAUUGUAACAUAAAAUUAGAUAAAACUGACAGAGACUACUUCGGUACCGAAGAUCCUCAGGAUGUCAUCAACAACUUCAAUAAUUUAAUGGAUUAUUGCGCAAAGGACGUUGAUGCCACAUAUUCGGUAACUGCUAAACUCUUUUCACAAUUCAGACAAAAAGUGCCACACCCUGUAUCAUUUGCGGCAUUGAGGCACCUUGGAACUUUAAUGUUACCCACAACUAAGAACUGGGAUAACUACAUUGAAACAGCUGAAGAGGUCUAUCAAAAAAAUCGUGAAGAGGUCAGUACUAUAUUGAAAGAAAGAGCUAAUGCAUUUGUUAACUACAUCGAUCAAAAUAAUGAAUCAUUGAAACCUGAUUGGGAGACUGAUCCAUGGUUAUCGCAAUUAAAUUGGACUAUCAAAGUACAACGGUUGAAGAAAAAUGGCGAGCCUGCAGCAAAUCAAGCAUUUUUAACCGGCUACCCUGAAUGGUAUAGAGAUUUGUUUAAAACGGUCACGAUUAACGGAGUGAAGCAACGAGAAAUGAACAUAUCUACUCGUACUCGGGUAACUCCUUUGCUCUUGAAAUUAAAAUGGGAAGGCUAUCCCUUACUUUGGACUGAUUCGUCAGGAUGGUGUUUCAAAGUUCCUUUUAAUGAAGAGACUAUUAAAUCUAUGGACGAUAAAAGUUAUCCUAGAGCUAAACUAAAUGAUGAAGAUUUGGAAAAGUUUUUACCUCAAUUAAGAGAUGAUGGUAACAGCUAUGAAUUGUUUAAAGUACCUCAUCCAGAGGGUCCAGGUAAGAGAUGUACAUCUAUCUUAUCUAAGAGUUACUUGAGAUACUUUGAAAGCGGAAUCUUGACCUCAGAAUAUUCAUUUGCACAAGAAAUAUUGAGUUUAAAUUCAACUGCAUCUUAUUGGAUGGGUAAUAGACAACGUAUCAUGGAUCAGUUUGUCAUAUACUCAGAUGCUAACCAUAAGAAGAAUAAGUUUUUCGACACGAAGGUUGAUUCGAAAAAGCACAAAGACAUGGGUAUUAUUUUACCUAAGCUUUGUUCCAUGGGUACAAUUACUAGAAGAGCGACUGAGAAUACUUGGCUAACAGCUUCGAACAGUAAGAAAAACAGAAUUGGCUCAGAACUAAAAGCCAUGAUUGAAGCACCCGAAGGCUAUACAUUUGUCGGAGCUGAUGUAGAUUCCGAGGAAUUGUGGAUUGCUUCAUUAGUCGGCGAUUCGAUGUUUGAGAUGCACGGAAGUACUGCUUUAGGAUGGAUGACUUUGGAAGGUGACAAAAGUGAAAAGACAGACUUACAUUCAAAGACUGCAGAAAUCUUAGGGAUCCUGAGAAACGAUGCCAAAGUUUUUAAUUAUGGUAGAAUUUAUGGAGCCGGUGUUAAAUUCGCUACUAGGCUCUUGAAACAAUGUAAUUCUUCCUUAAGUGAUGUAGAAGCGGAAUUGAUGGCAAAAACCUUAUACGCUAAAACUAAAGGUCAAACAAAUACAUCCAAAUUCUUAGAUAGAAGAAUGUAUCACGGAGGUACAGAAUCAAUUAUGUUUAAUAUGUUAGAAUCCAUUGCAUAUCAGGAAGACCCUAAAACCCCCGUAUUGGGGGCAGCAAUUACAGAUGCCCUUACAAUUGCAAAUUUGAAUAAAAAUAAUUAUUUAACUUCCAGAAUCAAUUGGGUGAUUCAAAGUUCAGGUGUGGAUUACUUGCAUUUAUUAAUCGUAGCGAUGGAAUUUUUAUUAAAGAAAUUCCGUAUUGAUGGACGAUUGAUUAUAACUGUUCAUGAUGAAUUAAGAUAUAUGGUGAAGAGUGAAGAUAAGUACAAAACAGCUCUCCUCUUACAAAUAAGUAAUUUAUGGACAAGAGCAAUGUUCUGUGAACAAUUAGGUAUCAAGGAAGUACCACAAUCAUGUGCAUUCUUUUCAGAAGUUGAUAUUGAUAAUAUCUUAAGAAAAGAAGUCACUCUUGAUUGUGUAACACCAUCGCAUUCAAAUUCAAUACCACCUGGCGAAUCCUUAGAUAUUCACAAGAUCUUAGAGAAAUGUAAAGAUGAAAAGUUCAUGAUCGGCGCUCCUCGCAAAAAAGCUAGCAAACUGUCAAAGAUAGAAUAUUGCAACAGAGAUCGAGUCAUAUCAAAUUUGGAUAAAGAAUUGAACACUGAUAUGAAAGUUGCGAAAAUCAAAUUACAAAAUUCGGUUGAUAAAACGGCAUGGAGACUGAACAUUAAUAAUUAUAUCAAUAUAAAGAAGCAUAUCGAAUUUGACAAGUUUAAUAAUGAGUUUGAUAGAAGAAAUACUAUGUUCGAAAAGGCGCCUGCAUUAAACGCAAAUGCCAGAGCCGUUCCCAAACCGAUGAAAUCAAAACCUAUGAAACGAAAGAUAAUUGAAGAAUAUGAUAUUGGAAGUAAUGGUGAUGAAUUAUUGGCUAAAGAAAUCGGCAAGCCCGAUAGCAAUAGAAAUGAAAAUGCUAAUAAAGCUAUAUAUAAGCCAACCAUUAAAAAGUCGACGCCGAAUAUCAAGAAAGAUAACAAAAGCUGUCCGAAGCAAGCCUCCAAAAUGGCAUCUCAAGAAAACAGUCCAGUGAGGUCUUUCUCGUCUACUAAUUACAAACACCAUACAAAUAAUCAUAAGGCCCUAGGCUCCUCGACUAAUGCAAGUGGCCGGAAAGCACCCAGCUUCAAACCUUACAAACAAAAUGUAUCUGUAGAGGUACCUAACAAAAGCCAAAGUCGACUAUCGAAGCUAUUUUUCGAAAGCGAACCGCGGCGCAAGACUGACCCUCAAGUUCAAACUACACAAGCGAAACCCAAUUCCCCACCGUCAAGACAGCCGUCUUAUACACAGAGAAGCGGCAGCUACCGUACCCCCAUUCAACAACCAAAAGACCCCACAAAAAAGCCUGCAACCUCAUAUCUAGCAAAUAGCAGUGCUAAACGAAAAAAAUCUGCUGAUACUUAUACCCAGAGACAUUUAUUUAAUCGUGCUAGCACCUUCAUCCCCGGAAAUGGCAUUAUGAAGCACUAA